UGUUAUGUUACUAGGUGUCGGUAACGAUAGAAACGAACACACAACAUUUAUAGAAAUGUAUAAAUGUGACGGAUUAUAUUUUAAAAUAUUAAAAUAAAAUCAAGAAUGCAUUAUUAUUAAGGCAAAGCAUGUCCGUUGCCAGUUUAUUGCCAGAAGAUAAACGAAAAGAUCAAAGAAUCUCUUUGGAGAGCGUCUACAGCAGCCAUUCGCGGCUGAACUUGCUGCAAAAGCGGAAGCGUAUGAAUCCGGCUCAGCCGCAUCAUCGACCGCACGGCGAACAGCGUGUGCUGUCCGCUAAGAUGCACCGACUCAAGGCGCUGCAAAACCAGCUUGCCGACGCGCAUUUUCACUUGCAGGAGCUGAGCAAUGAAAAUAAAAUCCUUCGCUCUUUGCAAAAGAAGCAGGAAGUUGCCUUGCAGAGGUACGACAGUUCGAGCGCGGAGCUUCCGCAAGUUCUGAGCGCGCACAGCGAGGAGAUGCGCGUGCAGCAUGCCAAGUACCAGCAAGCUCGCCGUCGCCUUCGCGAACUCGAGGGCCAGCUGCGAGACCGCGACCUGCGUUUGCAGACUCUGCAGGACCAGCACAACCACCUGCUCAACCUCACGCGCGAUAAGAAUCUACCGGAGCGUGAGAAGCUGCAAGCGCAGGUGAGCGAGCUGCAAGAGACGGCGCGGCAGCAGCAGGAGACGAUCGCCGGGCUGCAGCGACGGCUGGGGCUCGAGGCUAAGAACUUCCGACAUCGCUUGCAGGCCGAAAUCGAAAAGCACCGCGACACACGAAACGACCUAGAUCUGGCUAUCAGCAACGCCGACAAGCUCUCGACCAUUAUCGAGAUUAAAGAGAAGAUGAUAAGCACGGCCGCCGGUCGCAGCGGAGGUAGAAGCUCACCGCCGAAAAUAGCUUCUAUGGCGCAGCUCGCCAGACCUCUUAGUAAAAAUAGGAAACAUGGCGAAGACCGUUCCGGCGAACAUUAUGUUCCAUCGAGACAGGGCGGAGAUUUUCGUGCGCCAAGCGGCUUAUCCGACGAAAACCCGGUGAGUCGUCCCCGAGAUCUUUCCGCCGGCAACGUCGAUCUCGUAAAGGCCGUGCAGGAGGGCAUGGCGAGCGUGGGCAUCCGCGAACAACGCAUCACCUGCACGGAGAACUCGCAAAGUAAAAUGGAAACGAUGAAAACGGAUUUAAUGAAUAGAAUUAGAAAUAACGAGGAGCCCCCGUCGCGAAAGACGAGCGCUCUCCGACGACAGUCGACGGAGGCGAGCGUCGAUGAAUACGUGGUCGAGGAGGUGGGGCGGGCAAGGAGAAGCUCGGGCGUGUCUUUCUACGAGGCCGGUCGCGGCGAAUCGGAGACGGAGCGCGGGACCGGGGACGGGACGCAGACGGGCCGACGCUCGGAACGAUACUGCAAAGAUAUACUCGAGGAUAUCGAGAAGAGCUCGCGCGUCAUCGACGUGCACGUGCGGCAGCUCUCGGCGGCCGCAGGAGCGGGCGAGAGGCUAGCCUCGCAGCUGCGAGCCGUCGACCGUGUCAACGAGCUAGUGAACGCUCGCGGGGACCUUCCCGCCGCAGCGAUCUCGCAGCUUCAGGACGAGUUCGAGGCCCUUUCGCAACACGCGCUGCCUUCGCGUCUCCGUCCGGCCGCCGAUCUCCUCGGAGACCGGGCGCUCUCUAACCGGGAUCUACUGGAUGACUUGCUUGGAAAAAAGUGAAGUCGCGCGUUCCAUUUCGCCCUAUAGAGAUAAACUAUAGUUUGUAAAGAUUCUAUUCUAUUAUUCUAAAGAUAAUUUAUUUUUUGACACUUGUUAAAAAUCUACGGGUUACAAGAAUUUACCAAAAUGUGUAACGAUGAAGCCAAAGUUUUAUAAAAAAAUAAUAUCGUAUUAUAUUAAUAUCAUUAGAAAAAUACACUAUAUGGUGUGGCAUUGUGUAAGUGGGAGGAUUUUGUAACAUUUGUAUAUCUCUUACUUAUUUAAUUGUACUGACAUUUUAUUCUGAUUGUGUGAAUAAACGUCAGUUAUUUGAAUUGAUUGAAAUAAUCUUCCCACCGAUACCAUUUCUACCUAACAUAACCCAAGCUUCCAGAAGCGCCAACUUUUCAAACUUUAGUCAAAGUAUGUGGCAUUUACGAAGCUUUACGAGAGGGGGUUGGUGAUUCCGUUGCUUUCUGUUUUGGCUCCUCUCGGCAGUAGUUAGGUUAGCACCCUUAGACCCUCUAAAAAUUAUGACCAGGAUCCUGGAGGUACCUAUCGUAGGUACAACAAUGCUUGUGCUGACAGUGGUAAUCAGAUACAGACCGCGAAGCGUGGCGGAGUUUACAUAAAUUCUAAUAUUGUAUCGGACCCACGCUUACUUUUGUUUAAUAUACCGUAGGUAUAUUGUGUCUGAGCUUUCAUUUGUGUU
Molecule: messenger RNA, 2397 nt
Organism: Pieris brassicae (large cabbage white)
Lineage: Eukaryota; Metazoa; Arthropoda; Insecta; Lepidoptera; Pieridae
Product: lebercilin
Exons: 7
Coding region: 129-1706 (525 amino acids)
Biological process (GO): intraciliary transport
Cellular component (GO): axoneme
Source: RefSeq, a predicted model, not a curated record